UGCGGCAAGGGCAGAUGGACGAACAAAGCAUAGCUCAGAUCAUUCCACUGAAGUGCCGCAAGAGACCUUGGUAAUCGUCCUGUAAGGAGCCAAAGGAUCGACGCUGCAUCAAGUCGUCGCAAUGAGUUGAGGUGUCUUGGAUCCAUCGAGUCGAUCAACCUCGAGCUUCUCAACUUGCAACUUCCUCCGUCAAUCUCCCUCCGCUCCGCAUGUCGUGAACUCCGGCUCGACGCAGUUUUGACGACGACCCUAUCGAUAUCGGCCGCGCAACUCGAAAUGGCCUCGAUGAGCAAGCGAACUCAAGCGCGGAAUGAGCGGGAGCUUCACGAGUUGCUCUCCGUGCCCGGGAAUUCACAAUGCGCCGAUUGUGGUGCGAAGAACCCGGCGUGGGCGAGCUGGAAUCUAGGAGUCUUCCUCUGCAUGCGCUGCGCCUCUCUGCAUCGUAAACUGGGCACUCAUAUUUCCAAGGUCAAAUCUUUGAGCAUGGAUACCUGGUCGACAGAACAGGUUGAGAACAUGAGGCGCAACGGCAACAACGCGGUCAACAAGAUCUACAACCCGAAGAACAAGAAGCCCGACAUGCCGCUUGAUGUCGACGAAGUCGACUCGGCCAUGGAAAGAUUCAUACGCAAGAAAUACCAGGAAAAGAGUCUCACGGAUGGCAAACCUGAACCUCCUCGGCGCGACGACGAUUUACCCUCCAGUUAUUCCAGACCUCAAGGCGGAGAUCUGGAUUCUCCUCCACCCCCUCUACCUCCGAAGAAAGGCAAAUUCUUUGGUUUUGGUCUUCGCGCCUCGUCUUCCGCCUACAGUCUAUCGAAGCAUGAUAAGAAGAAGCACCAGAAAGAGCCUCGAGUAGAUAGCACAUUUCGCAUCCCCACUGGAGACUAUAAUUCAAGAAUGGACGAUGCGCGCUUUGAGAUGACAGACGCAGAAUUACAAAUGAAAUUGGUCACGUUGAGAGACAUGGGCUUUACCAAUACCGACCGCAAUACGAACUUGCUGCGCCGCUUGAAUGGGAAUGUGGAAAGGACCAUUGAGGCCUUGGUUCAACUCGGACCCAGUGAAAAUGGCAAUACCGUUUCCUCCAGAAGACAGGGACCGGCGCCUACUGCGAGUCGAGAUCCUGCCUCCAGGCCUCAAGAACCGUCGUACAACCCAUUCACGUCCAUGACCAACCAGCAGACUGUUGGUCUCUCAAUGGCCAAAUCCCAAGAGCCUUCAACUCCAACCAGCGCCACAACUUAUGGCAGCAACAAUCCUUAUGCUCAGCCCAGUCGCAGCCCAUCCCAGACGGGACUCGAACAGUCCUUUCAGUCGAUGCAAGUUUCCCAGCCAGUUUCUCAACCCUUAUUCCCUCACAGCACUGGGGGUUAUCCAAGCCAACCUCCUCCUCUACAAGACCCUCGUUUCCAGUAUUCAAUGACGCCUCCAGUCACGUCGACGCAAUUCCAACAAGGUUAUGUAGCGUCACCAGCAGCGGUUCCUGUCGUCAGCAAUCCCUUUUUUCAGCCCACCUCAGUGUCAGCUCAGUCGACAGGAAACAACCCGUUCCUUUCCCAGAUGCCUCCAUCUCCUUCAUCGAACCCUUUCUUCAAUUUGCAAUCAUCUGGACAGCCAGGGCAAGUACAACAACGGCAAAGCUCGCUCCCGGCAAGUUUCAAUCCCUUUGGGAUACCGCCCUCCCAUUCUUCGCCCCUUCAGUCGACACAACAGCCCCAGUCGCAGCAACCACAAGACUUGUUCGGCACUGCUCCUCAGAGUCAACUCCAGCCGAACAAUCCUUUUCAACAGGGCAUACCGCAGCAACAACAGCCCCAAGUGUCGAGCCCUCAAAUAUCUCAAAUCCAACCUCCUUACGGCAAUUUCCAAUAUACCCAACCUGAAAUACAAACCCAUCCUCAGACACAACCCCAGCAGCAGACACAACCGCAACCGAUGCCGACGUCAACUCCUCAAUUCCAGCAACAACUAUCAUAUUCCCAACCACAAUUCUCUCAGCAUACUCAGCAGCCUAUGAUGCCCCAACAAACUGGCCGCUACGACAAAAGUUCCAUCUUGGCUCUUUACAACUAUCCACAACUCGGCUCCCAGCAACUCGCUUCAAUCCCAGAACCAGCCUCCGAACAGCAACAACCGCAACACCCGCAACAGUCGCUGCAGCACACAAUCUCGUAUUCCCCAUCAGGUGAUAUCUUUGGCAACAAUAAUAUCUCGCCUGCGAAACGUAGCGCGACUAUGCCUGUUUCGCUGUCGAGUAUGCACUCCGCCGGUGGAAGCGGGAAUCGAAAUCCAUUCAUGACCAACGUCACUGGCGCUAACGUGAACACCGUCAAUACAAAUGGGACAUUAAAUCCCUUUGCCGGCGGCGCUAGUCCAUUCGGGUCCCCUCCGCCCGGCCAUGCUCAGAUUCAGAACCAGAGUUUUGGACAGAGCUUUCCGACACAGCAGCCUUUUGGGCAGGGGAUGAACAUGCCCAGCGGCAUGGGUGCUGGUGUGGGAGUGCAGGGUGCACAACAGGGUAUCGGGGCAAGGCAUGCCAGCGCAGAGAGUAUGAGUAUCAACAAUUUGGAAGCGGGGAGGCAUAGUCCCGACGCCUUUGCAAACUUGAGCGCGAGAUAUAUGAGAUGAGAUAUGUCACAAGGGCGGAUGGGGCGAACGGGGCAAAUUCGAGUCAUUGAAAGCAGCGGGAAGUAAUAUUACAUGGUUUCUUCAAUAUCUCACGUACCUAGGUAAUCUUUUGAUAUGACGGCGUGAAGCAGCCAGGCUGGCUGGGAUUCUCUGGUUCACCGACACAGAAAGAAGAAAGAUAAGAAGGAUGAAAGAGGGUACGACGGUGGGAGUCCGCCCCGGAUAUGGGGACGUGGAAUGUAAUGGCCUUCUACACACUCUACCUACCUACAUAAAUAGGUACCUGCCUAGCCGUUCUUGUCGGUAUCUACACACCAAUCUGCC
Molecule: messenger RNA, 2955 nt
Organism: Cladophialophora immunda
Lineage: Eukaryota; Fungi; Ascomycota; Eurotiomycetes; Chaetothyriales; Herpotrichiellaceae
Exons: 2
Coding region: 277-2631 (784 amino acids)
Biological process (GO): endoplasmic reticulum to Golgi vesicle-mediated transport; intra-Golgi vesicle-mediated transport; endocytosis
Cellular component (GO): Golgi apparatus
Molecular function (GO): GTPase activator activity; protein binding
Source: RefSeq, a predicted model, not a curated record